UCUCUGCAAACGACCCCGACCCGCGCAAGUUUGGUUCCGAGGGGCAUUAAUACAAGUUUCAACGUAGGUGGGGAGGCUGAACACCUUUUCCCAAGUGUCUGAUUUGGGAUCGAGUUUCCUACCUGUGUCCUGAGUCUAUAGGGAUUUCCUGAUCUCUAAUUCGCCGUUUUCACCACCCCUAGGAAAAUGUGUAUUGACCUAAGGUUGAAUGCCACCUGGUCCAGGGAACCUCCUCUGAAAGCAGGAAGCUGGGAAUCUCAUUGUAAAGGUCUCCCGGGCCUCGGAGGAGUCGUUGCCUCCGUCUCUCAGCCUACCCCGAUACUGUCUCUCUUUGAUUUUGGAUCCAGGGUCACUGCUUCUACAGUCUUUUUGAGAAGUUCCUGGUUUGACUCACAAUAAAUUGAUCCACUCUCCCAUGAUGAAUCGUGUGUGUCCGGUACAUGUUUUGUUUUGUAGCUGCCCUUCAGUCAGUUCUUUCCACGGGGGGGAUGGAGUACUUUAAGAUGAGCGUGACCCUGUGAAACCAGAAACUGUCACUGAGUAGCGGGAUGUCCAGGGACCAGGAUCCCUCCUCAGUUCUGCCUUUCUCAGGUCCUCCUGCUCCUCCCAGGCCUCCCCUGCAGGGAGAGGGGGAAGAGCUAUGCAAAUGAGCAUCCGUUUCUUAUAUAGGGGCUUGUCUUACGCCCCAGCGCCUUUGGUUGCUGGAAAGAAGAACAGGAUGGAUCUGGUGCUGAGAAAAUGCCUUCUCCAUGUGGCUGUGAUGGGUGCUCUUCUGGCUGUGGGGGCUACAGAAGGACCCAGAGACCGGGACUGGCUUGGUGUCUCAAGGCAGCUCAGAACUAAAGCAUGGAACAGGCAGCUAUAUCCAGAGUGGACAGAAGGCCAGGGGCCUGACUGCUGGAGAGGUGGCCAGGUAUCUCUGAAGGUCAGCAAUGAUGGGCCUACACUGCUUGGGGCAAAUGCCUCCUUCUCUAUCGCCCUACACUUCCCUGAAAGCCAAAAGGUGCUGUCAGAUGGGCAGGUCAUCUGGGCCAACAACACCAUCAUUAACGGGAGCCAGGUGUGGGAAGGACAGCCAGUGUAUCCCCAAGAACCUGAUGAUACCUGCAUCUUCCCCGAUGGGGGGGCCUGCCCAUCUGGCCCUUCACCUCAGAGAAGCUUUGUUUAUGUCUGGAAGACCUGGGGCCAAUACUGGCAAGUUCUGGGGGGCCCAGUGUCUGGACUGAGCAUUGGGACAGGCAAGGCAGUGCUGGGCACACACAUCAUGGAAGUGACUGUCUACCACCGCCGGGGGUCCCAGAGCUACGUAUCCCUCGCUCACUCCCGCUCAGCCUUCACCAUUACUGACCAGGUGCCCUUCUCUGUGAGCGUGUCUCAGCUGCAGGCCUUGGAUGGAGUGAACAAGCACUUUCUGAGAAAGCAACCUCUGACCUUUGCCCUCCGGCUCCACGACCCCAGUGGCUAUUUGGCUGGGGCUGACCUCUCCUACACCUGGGACUUUGGAGACAGUACUGGGACCCUGAUCUCUCGGGCACUUGUGGUCACUCACACUUACCUAGAGUCUGGCCCAGUCACUGCACAGGUGGUGCUACAGGCUGCCAUUCCUCUCACCUCCUGUGGCUCCUCCCCAGUUCCAGGCACCACAGCUGGGCAUGUGCCAACUGCCGAGGCCCCUGGCACCACAGCUGGCCAAGUGCCUACUGCAGAAGUCGUAGGCACUACACCUGCUCAGGUGCCAACUGCAGAGCCCUCUGGAACCACAGCUGUGCAAGUGCCAACUGCCGAGGCCCCUGGCACCACAGCUGGCCAAGUGCCUACUGCAGAAGUCGUAGGCACUACACCUGCUCAGGUGCCAACUGCAGAGCCCUCUGGAACCACAGCUGUGCAAGUGCCAACUGCCGAGGCCCCUGGCACCACAGCUGGCCAAGUGCCUACUGCAGAAGUCGUAGGCACUACACCUGCUCAGGUGCCAACUGCAGAGCCCUCUGGAACCACAGCUGUGCAAGUGCCAACUGCCGAGGCCCCUGGCACCACAGCUGGCCAAGUGCCUACUGCAGAAGUCGUAGGCACUAUACCUGCUCAGGUGCCAACUGCAGAGCCCUCUGGAACCACAGCUGUGCAAGUGCCAACUGCAGAGGGCACAGGUACCACACCUGAGCAGGUACUAACCUCAGAAGUCAUAAGUACCACACCUGCAGAGAUGCCAACUGCAGAGGCCAUAGGUACGACACCUGAAGUGUCAACUGCAGAACCCUCUGGAACCACAGUUGCACAGGUAACUACAGAGCUGGUGGAGACCACAGCUGGAGAGGUACCCACCCCUGAGCCUGACAGUCCAGAUGCCAGCCCAUUCUUGUCUACAGAAGGUAUUACAGGCUCCCAGAGCCCCCUACUGGAUGACACAGCCACCUUAAUCCUGGUGAAGCGACAAGUCUCCCUGGAUUGUGUUCUGUAUCGAUAUGGCUCUUUUGCCCUCACCCUGGACAUCAUCCAGGGUAUUGAGAGUGCUGAGAUCCUGCAGGCUGUGCCAUCCAGUGAAGGAGAUGCAUUUGAGCUGACUGUGUCUUGCCAAGGCGGGCUACCUAAGGAGGCCUGCAUGGACAUCUCAUCGCCAGGGUGCCAGCCCCCUGCCCAGCGGCUGUGUCAGCCUGUGCCACCCAGCCCAGCCUGCCAGCUGGUUCUGCACCAGGUACUGAAGGGUGGCUCGGGGACCUACUGCCUCAAUGUGUCUUUGGCUGAUGCCAACAGCCUGGCAAUUGUCAGCACCCAGCUUGUCAUGCCUGGUCAAGAAGCAGGCUUCGGGCAGGCUCCCCUGUUCUUGGGCAUCUUGCUGGUAUUGAUGGCUUUGCUGCUCGCAUCUCUGAUAUAUAGUAUCAGGAGAAGACGUAUGAAGCAGGGCUCAGCUCUCCCCCUUCCCCAGCUGCCACCUGGCAGAACCCAGUGGCUACGUCUGCCCUGGGUCUUCCGCUCUUGCCCCAUUGGUGAGAGCAGCCCCCUCCUCAGUGGGCAGCAGGUCUGAGUACUCUCAUGUGAUGUCAUGAUUUACCCAGUGUGGACAGCAAUGCCUAUCUUUUCUCCAGUCUUCCCUUGGAAACUACCAUUGCCUGAAAUAAAGACUCAGAACCUGGUGCUGUUAUUUCCUUACUUCUGGGAGAAUCUAUGUCAUUAAAGGAGUGG
Molecule: messenger RNA, 3177 nt
Organism: Kogia breviceps (pygmy sperm whale)
Lineage: Eukaryota; Metazoa; Chordata; Mammalia; Artiodactyla; Physeteridae
Source: RefSeq, a predicted model, not a curated record